Molecule: messenger RNA, 1613 nt
Organism: Cryptomeria japonica (Japanese cedar)
Lineage: Eukaryota; Viridiplantae; Streptophyta; Pinopsida; Cupressales; Cupressaceae
Product: benzyl alcohol O-benzoyltransferase-like
Exons: 2
Coding region: 181-1509 (442 amino acids)
Source: RefSeq, a predicted model, not a curated record
UACAGACGACCAAAUUUUCUAUAUAAGUGCAUUAACCCUGGGAAAGAUCUACACUUUUGAAUCCAUCUAUGACUUGGUAGUGUAAAAUUAAGAAGUCCGACAAUACAGCUAGUUUUCUUUGUGUAUUUUGAUCGAGUUUUUAUAUCCCUCUGUGCUGCAGUAUUCUGUUUUAAGGCUUGGAUGGCUGGUCUCAAGUUUAAAGUGACAAGGCAGGAAGCAGUCCUAGUGCCUCCUUGUUUGCCCACUCCUAAGGACCACCUCUAUCUUUCCAACCUUGAUGAUCAAGCGGGGGCGAGGUUUCACAUUCCUUUGGCUCAUUUUUAUCCCCAUAGCUUUCUGAAAGAGGACCAAGAUCCUGCUAAAGUUAUCAGAGAAGCACUGGCAAAGGUUCUGGUGCAUUACUAUCCUCUUGCUGGAAGGUUGAGAGAGGCUGCCGCUGGUAAGCUUAAGGUGGAGUGUACAGGAGAAGGAGUUCUGUUUGUUGAAGCAGAUGCAGAUGUUACUCUCGCUGAGUUUGGAGAUCUUCACCCGCCUUUUCCUUGCUGGAAUGAACUGCUGCACGACAUUCUCACCCCACAAACUGUCAUAAACUCUCCACUUCUUCUAUUUCAGGUAACUCGAUUGAAAUGCAAAGGAUUUGUAUUUGCUCUGUUAUUGAACCACAUAAUGGCAGAUGGGAUAGGAGUAGCCCAGUUCUUGACAGCUCUGGGAGAAAUAGCCAUGGGAGCAAGUGGCUUGUCAAUUCCUCCAAUAUGGAAAAGGGAAACCCUCAAGCCUCGCUCACAGCCCUCAAUAAGAUUACCUCUCUACGAAUAUGAACAAGUCCCAGGGAAAAUCAUGUCAGUAGAUGAAUUGAGCCAUGCUUCCUACUUCUUCGGGCCAAAAGAAAUUGAGUCCCUAAAAAGAGAAGCUGGCAUCAAAACCUCAACUUUUGAAGCAUUAUCGGGGUUUAUGUGGCGUUUGAGAACUAGGGUCCUCAACAUGGCGGCAGAGCAAGAGGUACGGUUCAUGUUCCCAACAGACAUCCGCACCAUAGUUAACCCCUCACUUCCACGUGGCUACUAUGGCAAUGCAUUCAUCUUGGCUUGUGUCAAGACCACAGCUGGGAUGUUAGUGAGCAGUCCCUUGUCAUAUGCUGUAGAGUUAAUUAUCAGAGCUAGAACAUCUAUUAACAAUGAAUACGUACGAUCAACGAUUGACAUGAUGGAGGUCAGAGGACAUCCUCAUUUCACUGCAGUGGCGAGUUGGUUAAUUUCUGAUCUUACCAAGAUUCGACUUAGAGAUGUGGAUUUUGGGUGGGGAAAAGCAGUCUAUGGUGGAACUGCCAUGGGUGGGGUGGGAGCUAUACCAGGCAUUAUUACCUUUCUUGUUCCUUAUCAAAACAGCCAUGGAGUUGAAGGAAAAUUGAUUCAUGUUUGUUUACCCUCUCACGUCAUGCAAAAGUUUCAAUUAGAAUUUGCACAGACCAUGGAAAAAGAAACUCCCCCUUUCAUAAGAUCGCCAAUAUAAAAAUCUACAUGUUCAGUUCAACCUCUAUUGAAUGUAUAGUUAUAUUUUUCUGUUAAAUUAUGGCUAUUAAAAAAAUAUAAAAGUUUCUAUAUCUAUGUUUUUAU